AUGGCAUCGCUCUCCUGCGCUGCCGGGGGUGUUUCGGGUGGCCGGGCCUGGGGAGCCAAGGCGUGCCGUGCCGUGCUGUGCCGGGAGGGAGCACUGCGUUGCUCCCCGGCCUUUCUAACGCAAUCACUGUCUGUUCACAGGUCAAGUUGCCCGCUUGGAAGCCAUGCUUGGAUUUUAAUAGCCAUGUUCCACCUAGCCAUGGACCUCGCUAGCUGCCAGCCCCCAGCCAGCGGCGCCGGGGGGAGGCUCUCGCCGCGGCCGGCGCUCCGGCACAGACUGUCCCGCAGUUUGCCGUGGGGCACGGGGACUGCGUUCUGCGUGCUGGGGCGCGGGCAGGGAGCCAGGCCCAGCGCCACGGACGGUGGCUACGCCACCCGAGAGGGACCCUUCACUGUCCGGCCCUUGCGGGCAGCAGGUGCUGGCGUGCCCGUCAGCCCUGCGCCGGGGAGGGCUCGGGAGGAGGCGGCGGGGGGGUCUAUGCGUGGCGGGGGGCUUCGCUCGCUGCUGCCUGGGAUCCCUCUUGGCUCCCGUCCCCACUCUCUCUCGUUUCUUUUCUCCGCAGGUCUGGCGGUUCAUCAGAUAAUCACUAUUACCGUGUCCCUCAUCAUGGUCAUAGCCGCUCUGAUAACAACUCUUGUCUUAAAAAAUUGCUGCGCGCAGAGCGGGCGUCCGCGGCGCAACAGCCACCAGCGCAAGCUGGACCAGCAGGAGGAGAGCUGCCAGAACCUGACCGACUUCGCCCCCGCCCGCGUGCCCAGCACCCUCGACAUCUUCACCGCCUACAACGAGACGCUGCAGUGCUCCCAUGAGUGUGUCCGGACCCCCGUGCCCGUCUACGCGGAGGAGGCGUUGCGCUCGCCCGGGGAUUAUAAAACAACCUUCAAUGGAAACAGACCCUCUUCUUCUGACCGGCAUCUUAUUCCCGUGGCCUUUGUGUCUGAGAAAUGGUUUGAAAUCUCCUGCUGACUGGCCGAAGCCUGUUUGACUUCUGGGGGCAGGGCAGACGCCAUCGGGCUGUUUCCUGGAUUCCAUUGGUGAACCUGUAAAAAAUAUAAAAAAAUAAUGGGUUACCUGUACCUACCAUUUCUGUUUACCAGUAGGAGACUCAAAGAGCAGCGUUCUAUGGGCCAAAUAUAUUUUUAUAAAAAUGAACACGCCUAUAGGGAACUGCAUUUUUCAAAGAGUGUGUUUUUGGAGAAGAGAAAGAAAAAUGGGUGAGCAAAGAAUCCUGUGGAGGAAGAGGAACUGGCGAGGGACCGAGAGGGAAGGACUGAGCGCCUGGAGCCCGGACGCGGACUGUGACUCUGAACCUGUGCCAAUAAUACCAUUAUGUGCCAUGUACCGAUGCAAAGACUUCGCGAGAAGCCGAAGCCAAGUCGAUAACGCCUAGAAACGUCGUGGAAGACAAGUGGGGUGUCUCUUCUGGUGGGGUCAUUCAUUCCGGUCCAUACGCAUACAUACGUACGAUAUAUGUAGAGAGAAAAUAUAUAUAUACACACACAAACACUUUUUGUACUGUAGCAAUUUUUGAAGAUCUUAAAUACUCAUUUUUAAAGAAGA
This is a messenger RNA of Nipponia nippon (crested ibis), 1560 nucleotides long. NCBI's taxonomy places the organism in Eukaryota, Metazoa, Chordata, Aves, Pelecaniformes, Threskiornithidae. The record is from RefSeq and is a predicted model, not a curated record.